Messenger RNA from Plasmopara halstedii, 1506 nucleotides. RefSeq lists its product as uncharacterized. Lineage: Eukaryota; Oomycota; Peronosporomycetes; Peronosporales; Peronosporaceae. The transcript has a single exon. The record is from RefSeq and is a predicted model, not a curated record. Bases 1 to 1506 code for a protein of 501 amino acids.
AUGCUUUUCGUGGUGUCAGUUUUCCUCCUUGUAUGCGCGACCAAUGUCCUUGAAACUGUCCACUGUACCUUUUCGAAUUCGGAAGAAGCUAACAUGCCUGUCGAUAUCCGUGACGCUGCCGACAAUGUGAGUCACUAUAAUCGAAGUCGAAUGAGUUCUGAAGACACAAAGACCACGGAUACCGAAAACAGAGGUCGUGCUUUCACUAUGUCUGAUUUGGGCGUGAGGCUUAUGACGAUUGCGAAGUACAAUAAAUACGCGAAGAAGGUGCGUCAGUAUAUUAAUCUCAAGGAUGCUUUGAAAAGUUCCGAGAUGGAGGCUUUGUACAACUUGUGCAUGAAGCACAAUCGUAAAAAUAAAGCGAAAUUGCAGCUCUCGGCAGUCGAGCCACUUUUGGAAUUAUAUGGAUCCAGCAACCUGCGGAACAAUCUUCAACAUCUGGUCGAGAAAGAAGGGUACAACCAGCAUAUGAUUAAGCAUCUUUUGCAAGAGAUACGACGGGAAGAGUGGCUGAGAAAACAAAUGUCUAUCGACAAAGUCUUUGAUCUGCUGCAAUUCAGCGACGACCUUACGACAGAUAUACAAAUUGGAAAAUUUGAUGAGCUGAAAGAGUAUAUUUUAUCCCUUGGCCGCGAAAAGUAUAAAAAUAAGGUUAUUGAGUACGCCGAUGACAAGCUGGUCGCGAUUUUGACAGAUAAAUUUGGUGGAGAAGGAAAUCUGGUGAAGCAAAUGAGUAAAGCAAAGUUUUCUGGAGUAAAUGACGAAAGUAUGAGCGGUUUGGAAUCAGCUUUAUUUCGCAAAUGGCAUGACAUGAAAACGUGGAAGGUGUGGAAUCGACUCCAAUUUGGCGAUGACGCAGUUGGAGCAUUGACAAGCGGAAAAAUUGAGAUUGCUGAUAAAUACUUUACUAAAAGGUAUAAAAACGGCUAUUUUGAUGCUAUUCAAUUGUUUGAAGAAGAUUUUGGAACAGAAAGAUUGACAGCGGCAUUUGCAAUUGCUAAAUCUGUGCCCGACACGAAAGAAUUUGCGACAAUGAUGCAGCACAAACAAUUCAAUAAUUGGCGGCGAAAGAAUAAGUCUGCGGCAGAUAUUUUUAAAUCUUUGAACUUCAACAUAAAUCGCAUCGAUACACUUCUAGAUGUAAAAUUGGAAGCUUUGAGCUCCUUCAUUAGUUUAUUGGAGCCUACGAAACCCUAUGUGAAGGCAGGAAAUUUGUGGGAUCUCGCACGUCUGGCCAUGAAUUCAGUGUUAGGAGAUGAUCCGGCAAGGUUGUUAUGGUACGACACUUCACUUUUAGACGUGCUUUUUGAAAAAUGGAGCGCCGAAAAUCUUCAGCCGGAUAAACUUUACGAUCAAUUUUACGGUGGCGGAAUGACUGUUGCUGAUCGUACCGAUACGUUAAUAGUGGCAUGUUACGAGGACUUCAUCAUUGAUGGUGAUAGCAUGGUCAACCCUUCCCUCAUGACUCCUAGGCGCCUAUUAGAUCGACCGUUUGCAAAAAUUUAG